CUUUCCGCACGAACCGUGUUUAGUGCAACACUUUGACAACAGCGGCUGCUGAUACAGAAAUGUGGAAGAAACUGUAUUAAAGAUUGAUCAGGAUUGUGUGUACAGUCAGUGAAGUUUAAGAUUCCACGGGUGAACGUACAUGAGCGACAUGUCUGCGGGAAAGAAAGGAAGCGUGAUCUUCUCUGGAUUCAGGGCGCUGGGACUUUACUCUAAUCAUCUGGCGCACGUGCUUCGCUUCCAUAAGAAACACAGAGAGUUCUAUGUGCUCACUGCAGUCGGACAGUGUUUCCACACCUAUAAUGUGAAGAAACUUGGAAUCGUUGCAGUCAGUAAUGCCCUCCCAGAAGACAUUUCAUCCCUGGCGGCAGAUCGUAUGCUUGUCUAUGCUGCAUUUGGAAAACUUAUAUCUGCUUUUGCAAAAAACAAAGAGGUUGUUCACACAUACACAGGCCAUCAAGCUGAUGUGCACUUACUGUUGCCUUUCGGAGAUCAUCUGAUUUCUGUUGACAAGGACAAUGUUGUCAUUAUUUGGGAUGUGGAGUCUGAGGACACAUAUCUGCAGAUUUCAUAUGACAAAGCAUCAUUUGAAGUCUCUGCUUUGAUGCAUCCGAGCACCUACCUGAACAAAAUCCUGUUUGGAAGCAGUCAAGGGAGUCUUCAGUUAUGGAACAUCAAAUCAAACAAACUCUUGUUCACAUUUCCUGGAUGGGCAUCUGCUGUUACUGUUCUUCAACAGACUCCAGCUGUAGAUGUUGUGGGUGUGGGUUUAGCAUCUGGGCAGAUCAUCAUUCACAAUAUCAGAUUCGAUGAAACGCUGAUGAAGUUCCAACAAGACUGGGGUCCAGUCACAGCUUUAUCCUUCAGGACAGAUGGACAUCCAAUAAUGGCUUCUGGAAGUCCUAUUGGACACAUAGGUCUGUGGGAUUUAGAGGAGAAGAAAUUUGUCACUCAGAUGCGAAAUGCUCAUACAACAGCCAUCGCUGGCCUCACGUUUCUUCAAAACGAACCCCUCCUGAUCACCAAUGGAGCAGACAAUGCCAUACGGGUGUGGAUUUUUGAUGUUGCCGGAGGGGACGGCCGUCUGCUAAGACAGCGGACUGGUCACAGCGCCCCACCAACAAAGAUUCAGCACCACGACCAGAGCAGCUUAAACAUUCUUAGUGCAGGUCAAGAUGGUACUUUGCAGUCAUUUUCAACUGUUCAUGAAAGAUUCAACAAGAGUUUGGGGCACGGCACCCUCAACAAAACAAGAGCAAAAAAGAAAGGUGUGAGGAAUGACACGGCAAAACUUCCAGCCAUCACAACUUUUGCCUCAGAAACUGCUCGUCAGAGUGACUGGGAUGGCAUUAUUGCAUGCCACCGUGGUUUCCUUGUGACUACGACAUGGAACUACCAGAGAGGUUCGAUUGGUGCUCACAAGCUGGAACCUGAACGCUUCAACAAGAACCGUAGCCUCAAUGUCCAUGCAACUGCUGUUGAUAUCACAUCCUGCGGGAACUUUGCAGUGAUUGCACUGUCUUCGGGACACAUUGAUGUGUACAACAUGCAGUCUGGUUUUCAUCGAGGGCAUUAUGGGAAGGACAAGGCACAUGCAGGGGCUGUUCGCGGGCUCUCUGUGGAUGCUCUGAACCAGUUGACAGUUAGUGUGGGAGCAGAUCGCCUUCUGAAAAUCUGGAGGUUCAGAUCCAAGGAGCUGUUACACACACACAGCCUGCCAGCUGCCCCGGCGUCAUCUCUGCUUCACAGGGACAGCGGAAUGCUCGCCAUCGCUCUGGAUGAUUUUACCAUUCACAUUCUAGACAUGGAGACAAGGAGGACUGUCCGCAGAUUCUCUGGACACCGUGGGCAGAUCAACGACAUGACAUUUAGUCCAGAUGGACGUUGGCUGAUUACAGCGUCUAUGGACUGCACCAUCAGAACAUGGGAUCUUCCAUCUGGCAGUUUGGUCGACUGUUUCCUGGUAGACGCAGCAGCCGUCAGUCUCAGUAUGUCCCCUACCGGGAACUUCCUGGCCUCUUCGCACGUUGAUGGUCUAGGUAUUUACUUAUGGUCCAACAACACACUGUGCAGUCUGGUGUCAUUGCGCCCUCUACCUGCAGACUAUGAGCCGACUGUGAUCAUGCUGCCAGGCACCUGCCCAAGCAGAGAUACAGAAGAGGAGGAAGUUUUAGAUGCUGACAGCUCUGAGAUGGCUGAGUACAUUUCACCAGCACAGCUGGAUGAACAUCUGAUCACACUCUCUCUGCUUCCUGACUCACGCUGGAAGAACCUGCUGCAUCUGGACAUCAUCAAGAAAAAGAACAAACCCAAAGAGCCUCCAAAAUUGCCCAAAGCUGCACCCUUCUUCAUUCCCACCAUUCCAGGGCUGGUGCCCCAGUUUGCACUACCCAGCACACCCUCAGAGGACCAGUCUAAAAUUGUCAACUUGGGAGUGUUGGCACAGAAGUCCACCUUCUACCUUCAGCUUGAGAACGCUUUAGACAGCAACUCAUAUGAGGAGCCAGUAAAGCUGUUGAGAGAGUUAGGCCCCUCUGCCAUUGAAACAGAACUUCGGGCCCUGUCACCAGAUAUGGGUGGAGAUGUCAGAGUUAUGCAGAGCUUCCUCAAGAUGAUCAGCAGCAUUCUUCAGUCCAAAAGAGAUUUCGACCUGGCUCAAGCCUACCUAGCAUUGUUCCUUAAGCUCCAUCUUCGGUUCAUCGCAGACCAGCCCGAACUGAUGGAGGAGGCAGAAAGCGUGUCGGCACACCUGGAGGAGACAUGGAUGUCCAUGCAGAUGCUACUAAAUCAGAACAUUUGUCUGUUGUCUUAUAUCAAGAGUGCACUACUGUAAAGCACAUCUCUCCAUCACAGACCUCCUUUUGCUUUUCUGAGAUGUUGUUGACUGUUUGUAUCAGACUAAAUGUUCUUGCGCUUUUUUGUUAAAACAA
Sinocyclocheilus anshuiensis is the source of this 2927-nucleotide messenger RNA. Its product is annotated as WD repeat-containing protein 36-like. The transcript has 23 exons. Gene Ontology annotation, cellular component: small-subunit processome; Pwp2p-containing subcomplex of 90S preribosome. NCBI's taxonomy places the organism in Eukaryota, Metazoa, Chordata, Actinopteri, Cypriniformes, Cyprinidae. Gene Ontology annotation, molecular function: protein binding. Bases 140 to 2830 code for a protein of 896 amino acids. Gene Ontology annotation, biological process: rRNA processing. The record is from RefSeq and is a predicted model, not a curated record.